Molecule: messenger RNA, 3040 nt
Organism: Olea europaea var. sylvestris
Lineage: Eukaryota; Viridiplantae; Streptophyta; Magnoliopsida; Lamiales; Oleaceae
Product: pentatricopeptide repeat-containing protein At1g02060, chloroplastic
Exons: 2
Coding region: 111-2333 (740 amino acids)
Molecular function (GO): protein binding
Source: RefSeq, a predicted model, not a curated record
ACACGCGGACUUUAGCCUGUUCAGUUUUUCUCUGCUUGGUCGAAAGAGGUCAAAGGAGGUUGGAGGGGCGGCGGCGCCGGGCACCACCGAUAUGUAUACAAUCCCAUUUCAUGGGCUUCUUUCCGUUUUCACGAUACAGAAGUUACAGUACGAUCAAAACCCCUCUCUCCAAAUUCACACAAACGGUCUCGACCUCACUCUUCCCUUCAAAUCUCACAAGCUUAUUCCCCGAACAAUCCACCACCACCACUUCCGCUGCCGCUGAACCCAACAAAAAUGAAGAUGAUAUUCAUCAUCAAAGGGUCAAACCCACCAAAAGCAAGAAAGCCCGAAAAAUGGCCCUGCUUAUCAAUGCAAAGCCCUGGUCAGCCCAGCUUGAAUCCUCCCUUUCCACCCACACUCCCCUCUCCGAGACCAGCUUCCUUCAAACCCUCCGCCUCAUCAAGUCCCCUGCCAACGCCCUCCAAUUCUUCAACUGGUCUCGUAACACGGGUUUCACUCACAGCGAGCACUCCUACUUCUUCAUGCUCGAAAUUCUUGGUCGGGCCCGGAACCUCAAUUCCGCUCGAAACUUCCUCCUGUCUAUUCCAACAAAAUCCAACAAUACUAUACCACUCACUGACAAGUUUUUCAACAGCUUGAUUCGGAGCUAUGGUAAUGCCGGGCUUUUCAAGGAAUCAAUAAAGUUGUUCGAAACCAUGAAAUCAAUGGGUAUUUCGCCUUCUACAUUUACAUUUAAUAAUUUGUUUUUUAUUUUGCUCAAAAGAGGUCGGACUGGAAUGGUUCUUGAGUUCUAUGCUGAAAUGCUUAGGACUUACGGUGCGAAGCCCGAUUUAUACACGUUUAAUAUAUUGAUAAGAGGGUUUUGUAUGAACUCGAGGAUGGAUGAUGCAUUUAGGUUCUUUAAAGAAAUGGAGUUGUUUAAUUGCAAACCGGAUUUGAUAACCUAUAACACGAUUGUUGAAGGGUUGUGUAGAGCAGGGAAAGUGACAAUUGCGCACAAUGUGGUAAAGGGUAUGUGUCUAAAGGGAGAAAAUUUGAUGCCGAAUGUUGUUACUUACACCACUUUGGUUAGAGGGUACUGUAAGAAGCAAGAAAUUGACAUAAUGUUAGAUCUAUUGAGGGAAAUGGUUGAUAAUGGGAUUAAGCCAAACGAGAUCACUUAUAAUACAAUUAUAAAUGGGCUUUGCGAAGCCCAAAUGUUUGAUAAGAUAAAAGAUCUGUUAGAAGGGUGGCGUGGAGAGCCUGGAGGAUUUGUGCCUGAUACAUGCACUUUUAACAUAGUGAUGAAUGCUCAUUGCAAAAUGGACGAUUUGAGUGAAGCAUUUAAAGUUUUUGAGAAAAUGAAGGAGCUAAAGGUCCAACAAGAUUCAGCCUCGUACAGUGUGCUAAUCCGGGGUUUGUGCCAGAAGUUGGAUUUUGGGAGGGCAGAAGAGUUGCUUGAUGAGUUAUUGGCAAAGGAGAUUCUGUUAUGUGAUGAUGGGUGCACUCCCCUUGCUGCUGCGUACAAUCCCAUUUUUGAAUAUCUUUGUCGAAACGGGAAAACGAAGAAAGCUGAGCAAGUUCUCAGGCAGCUAAUGAGUAGAGGAAUUCAGGAUCCUCCGGCAUAUAGAACUUUGAUCUUGGGGCAUUGCAAGGAAGGGACCUGCAUAGCUGGGCACAAGCUCUUGGUCUUGAUGUUGAGAAGACAUUUUGUGCCUGAUCGUGAGACUUAUGACUCCCUGAUUGAAGCUUUGUUGCAAAAUGGUGAACCAACCCUUGCCCAUGAUACUUUAAAAAGGAUGUUGAUAAGCUCAUAUCUUCCUAGAUCAUCUACUUUCCAUCGUAUUCUCACGGAACUUGUCAAGCUGGGUUCUGCUCUUGAAUCUGCUAGCUUAGUGAUAUUAAUGUUAGAGAAAGAGAUCAGACAAAACAUCAAUCUGUCAACAGACACUGUUAAGCUUCUCUUCAUGCGUGGCUUACGGGAUAAGGCAUUUGAGGUGACUAGAAGUCUUUAUGAGAGUGGUUAUGUUUUGAGUAUGGAAGAAUUAAUUUCAUUCCUUUGUGAUGGCAGAAAGUUGAUGGAGGCAUAUGAAUUGGUUGGUUUUAGUCUGAAAAAUGAUCAUAAUAUUGACGUGGCUAUAUGCAGUACUGUUUUGACAAGUCUUUGUAAAGCCCAUAAAGCAUCUGAAGCAUUUGACCUUUACUAUAAGAUGAUAGAGAAGGGAAUUCAACAACCUUUGGGCUGCGUAGAAGACUUGAGAAGUAUUCUUGAAGCUGAAGGGAAAUUGAAGGAAGCUGAAUUUGUUACUAAGAGGAUGCCAAGUCCAUCGCAGUUGGAUGGAUCUGGUUAAGACUUGAGGUUUAAGCUGAGAUUUUGAUACUUGUAGUACUUUCGUUUCUAUCACUUUUCUUUAUAAGGAGUUGCACAGCCCUUUGUAAUUCUUUCUGCGUUCUCUUGCUGGCCGUUGAUCAAGAAUCUUUUAGAUGUACUAAUCAUCUGAAAACCACACAUGUAUGUUUUUCAAGCAGGAUUAUAUGUUAGAGACUAUUUACAUAACGUGAAAUUAUGUGGGUCGGGGGUAGGUUUAUGGGUCAAACCCUCCCAAACCGACCCAGUCCUAAAUAAAAAAAUGUGAAACUAUUCUGCAAUCAAGCGUGAAGAUCCUUCUUUCACUCACAACGUUGAAACCUAGCCUGCCUUGUGGCGAAAUUGGCGGCCACUGAUCUGAAAGUCACCCCUAUUCUUAUUUCUUUCAAGUUUCAUUAUUCGCCCUUGUCCCCAUUGAGAGCAGUAGCCAGAGUCUCUGCAGGACAUAUGCAGUUCUUCGCUUGUGCUCCAUUUUGCUCGAUGUUGCCUGGUUCAUUCUCUUCUCUCAUGAAAUCUGAUGCGACCUUUUCCUAUUCAUCAUACUUAUAGAUUUCUAGUUUAAUUUCUUGUUCUUCAUUUCCAUAUCAUGUAUACAAUCUUGGCAUGUUGUAAUUCAAGAAAACAGUAAGAAACCUCUUUAAUUCCCAAAUUUAUAUGUACAUCUUCAAUUUCAAUUCACAAGUUGAACAA